Messenger RNA from Oldenlandia corymbosa var. corymbosa, 615 nucleotides. The record is from the annotation of a GenBank genome assembly. NCBI's taxonomy places the organism in Eukaryota, Viridiplantae, Streptophyta, Magnoliopsida, Gentianales, Rubiaceae.
AUGGCGACGAAGAUCGCGACUAACACGUUAACCAACUCUGCCGGAAGUAUCCUCUUAAAUAGUACCAAAGGCAACCUUCCCGUGAGAUUCUAUUCAAUUCGGGCUCUACCAGUUAGUAGUAUCCAUAUCCGUUUCUCCCGGCGGCGGUCUCUGAUUUCAGAUGGCGAUAGUUUGAAUUUUAAUUCUCGAAGCUGGAGUAGAAGUCGGAGCGGCAUCGUCAACGGGGGGUUUAGUGUUGUUGACGACGUUGACGAUGAUGAUGAAGAUGACGAAGAGGAAGAUCGGAGUUUGGACCUCCUUGUUCGAUUCGUCCAGAAUAUGUUCCGGAAGAUUUCUAAGAAAGCCCGCAAGGCUGUUCGAUCUGUUCUGCCAGUCCCCAUUUCAUCACAACUGGUUGGAUUUUCUGUUAAUGGUGUGAUAAUUCUUACUUUCAUGUGGGUUUUGAAGGCGUUCCUGGAGGUUAUUUGUACUCUAGGGAGUGUGAUAUUUGUUAGCAUCUUGCUCGUCCGUGGAAUAUGGACAGGGAUUUCUUACUUACAAGAAUACCGCAACCAUCGCAUAGAUGAACUUGAUGAUGAACACAGAGCCUGGAGAGGCAGUCAACCUGCAACUUAA